This is a messenger RNA of Antechinus flavipes (yellow-footed antechinus), 5881 nucleotides long. It is a transcript of the gene ANKUB1, whose product is annotated as ankyrin repeat and ubiquitin domain containing 1. NCBI's taxonomy places the organism in Eukaryota, Metazoa, Chordata, Mammalia, Dasyuromorphia, Dasyuridae. The record is from RefSeq and is a predicted model, not a curated record. The coding region runs from base 201 to 1808 and encodes 535 amino acids. Gene Ontology annotation, molecular function: protein binding. The transcript has 6 exons.
CUUUCCCUGGCACAUCAGUCCUCCUCCUGGAAGAGAAGCUGGGCUUUGUGGGGAGCUAUUUAUAGCUGCAGCUGGCUAGCAUUUUUGCCCUCGAUUGUGCAUAUGAAGACUUUUGCAAGUGCGUUUUGUUAGCUCAGCAAGAUCUCUUGGAGUUGGUUUUUGUUUUGUUUUGUUUUGCUUUUUAAAGAGGUAAUUAUAAAAUGAAGAUUUUUAUCUCUUUUGAGGGAUCUUUUGAACCUUUUGAUGUUUCCCCAGGAGACACAGUAGGAGCUAUAAAGCUGAUGAUAAAGGAUUAUUUUCAUAUUCCACUUUCUGAAGAUAAACAAGACAAGAUGUACCUACAACUGAUGUAUGCUGGUGCUGUGCUAAAUGAUAACUGGAGUCUUGCUGAUGUAGGAAUAUCACUUGGCUCAACUCUCAAGUGCUUGGUCAAGAAAGAAAACAAACCAACCCUCUACAUCUACAAUGCAGUAACUCAAGAAACAAUGCCGAUAAAGGGAAACAUUUGCCUUCUUGGUAAAAAAGUAUCCUAUCUGAAAACACUGAUAAGUCUGAGAUGUGGCUUUCCAGUGAGUAUCUUCUGUCUCCGGACUCCUCAAGGAAGGGAGAUGUAUGACUGUAACACACUAAUGGAUUAUCAAACAGACAUAGGAACAGAACUUCGUUUAGAUGUAUGGGAUGGAUGGAAAGAAUUUCUGACUGGUUGUCUCCAAGGACAAAAGCUUAAAGUCCAACGGUAUCUAUCAGAGGAAGAACCAGUACUCAAGUACCAAAAGAGAGUAGCACUUUAUAUGGCUGCAUUUUAUGGAUAUAUUGAACUCACAGAGUGGACUCUACAGCAAGGAGUAAGGCCCAAUGAAGCAGUUGGGGUCCAUCCCUAUCGAGAAUGGUGUCAAGAAACGUAUCAUCCAGAUACCAUUAAAUGUCCCAUUCAUGCAGCCUCCGAAACAGGACAACUAUUGAUCCUUAAGGCCUUCAUCAAUUACAAUGUCUUAUGUCUAGACUGUAAAAAUGCACUGGGACAGAUACCACUAACAAUCGCCCUUAAACACAGGCAUAAAGACUGUGUAUUAUACUUGGUGGCUAAGAUGUGGUCCAUGGUUUCUUAUUCUAAAAUUUCAAUCCCCAUGAAGAUCUAUAUCAAAAUCAAGCAAUGGCUUCUCAGAGCUCAGCGUCACACCCUUCAGAGAAGACGCCACACUGGGACUCGGAGGUUCAGAACACGAGUUGGAGAUUUUGUCAUGGUGGAUGGCUUUACCCAGCCAAAAAUGACCUCCAGAGAAUGGAGUAAAGCUGGGAACAAGAGUAUAAAAAACAAAGUUUCCAAACUGCCAAAUUUCCAUGAAAAAACCCAAAGCAGGAAAACUCUGGAUCUUUUAACAGUUUCGCAACAGCAGAAAUGUGUAAGCAGCAUAAAAUUGCCUCCAAUAAAAGAAACAAAUGGGUUCUCAAGAUUACAAGAGUCUCAUCCAAACAAUCAGAAAAAAAAGAUAGCAACAUCUAGAAGGAAGGAAUUGAUGACAACAAAUCUGUACUCAGCCCAAAUCCCUCUUCCUUCACUUGAUACUGGGGGCUAUUCACAUCCUCCUUUUUACUAUGUGACCCCUAAGGCAGCCUGUUUCCUCACUUCAUCCCUUCAGUCUUUUUUGGAAUACAGUGGGAAGACUACAAGAGAGAAUGCAAUCUACUGCUUAGCUACUGCAAGUGCAUUUAAAGAAAAACGGUGGCUUCAGCAAUUAGAAAUUGCAAAGGCUAUGGCAAAGAAGAGCAUUUAUAAUCUAACUACAGAAGGCAUGACUUCAAAAUGAAGAUAUCCUCAGGAGGCUUUCCUUUGAUUUCCUCUUUGUUUUAUUUAUUUAUUUUGCAAGACACUCAGAGUUAAGUGACUUGCCCAGGGUCACACACCUAAAAAGUAUUAAAUGUCUACGGUGGCAUUUGAACUCUAGGUCUUGGGGAUUCCAGGGCCAGUGCUCUAUCCACUUUGCCAUCUAACUGCCCUGAGUCUUUCUUUGAGAAGGCAAGACCUCCAUUCAUUUGUGAUUAACAAAGUGCUGACAUAAUUUCUCAUUUCUAAUGCCAACAACCCCCAGAUACCAGCAGGAAAGAAGGGCUCAUAAAUGGACUUUAACACUUAGUUCUGUGAUCUCUAAAUGUUAGCAAUUUGGAUCACCAAGUCGCCGACUCUGAGGUAGAGAGGACCUGAGAAGCCUUCUUAAUUCAACCAGGCCUGAACAGAAAUCUCCGAUUAUUUCCAGACAGACUGUUCAGUCUAAAGAAUUUCAGAAACAAGGAAUUCACUAGUCUCUGAAUCAAUUCUACUUUUAGCUGUCUCUUGUUAACAAGUUUUUUUCCUUAUGUUAAGCUCAAAUCUGCCUCUUUACUCCUUCAAAUAAUUUUUAUAUAGUUCUGACUUCUGAAACAAAGUAGAGAAAAUGUAGUCCCUUUCCCACAUUACAUUCUUUUAAUACUUGGAGACAGCUAUCAUCCCUCCAGUCUUUUCAAUUAAUAGUUUGUUUUUUUUAUUAUAGCUUUUUAUUUACAAGAUAUAUAUAUGCAUGGGUAAUUUUUCAACAUUGACCUUUGUAAAACCUUUUAUUCCAAUUUUUCCCCUCCUUCCCCUUUCCCCCGUCCCCCAGAUGGCAGGUAAACCAAUACAUGUUAAAUAUAUUAAAGUAUAUGUUCAAUUAAUAGUUAUAUGCAGCUGAUUUUGCCUAACUCCAGAGCUAAGAAUUACCUGACGGUAACUGAAAAUAAUUAAAAGAGAAACAUCAAACCCUUUUAAAAAAAAAGAAAAUUGAAUGCAGAAGUCAGAAGCAGCUACCUGACUUUGAUCCCAACUGACCCAGUGACUAGUAGAUCCAAACAGGUUUCACCCAUUGAUGCACCAGGAGCUAGCAAUUCUGACCAGAUUUCACACCUCCCACCUGUCUUUCUGCCCUAAUACAUGGAUUUUUAUUUGUUAUGCAAAACAAUUUAUUAAUAGCAUCUUAGGGCUGAGCCCCCUUCUACUCCUCCCUGUACCCCAAUUUGGGUACUCCAAUACUCUGGUAUUAUGUAGUAAUCCCAAUUUGCAAUACCUUGUCUCUAUUAAAGAAUCUAGUUUUUGCUGUUUUAGUCAUCUUAUUUCAGGUUGAUAUAUUUGGUGUCAGAAAAUGGAAUUUGAAGAUUCCUGCCCAGAUGGCCACUGUUUUUAACCUCGUAAACCUGGUACUAGCCUGGACCCCUUGUGUUUCAGGCCAGAUUUGAUUCAGUGUUUCAGCCUGGGUAAGUCUCUCAAAUUUUCUGAAUUCCUGUCUUUUUGGUUGAGUUCUUGACUCUUUAAUCAAGUUUUUGUUAAAAAACAAAACAAAAAGAAGACCUAUGGGUGGGGGCAAGGAAAGGAGAAAAUCACAAAAUAAAAUUGCAUAGCAGAAAACAAAAGAAAAUUUAGAAGGAACACAGAAAAGAUGAAUAGUUCUGAAAACAAUAUGUAGGCUUUAUUACAUAGGUUUUUGUGAAAUGGAAAUUUAUUGUUUUGUAUUAAAUCUCUUAUGAUCUGCUACAUAUAUAAAAAAGUUUUUUUUCUUUCCUCAUUUUGUAUUUAAGUUUCAAAUGAAUUUUUAAAAUUAAAAGGAAAAACUUCAAAAUAAAGCUUAAAAAAAAGGUCCAUGGACAAUUUGGGUUCCCUUCCAGCAGGUUCCCCUAAAAAGGGAGAGCUGCUAGGUUUGUAAUUAUGGAUCAUGUGUGUCUACUCUAACAGAUCUGCCUAAAAGGAGAGUUUCUGGCUAUAUGUUUUGUUUGUUUGUUGUUUUUCUUUGUGGAAUACCAAAUGUGCCAUUGUGCGUGUAGGUGUGUGUCCUUCAGUAAAAAGUCACAUUUUUUUCUUCUUUUUGAUUGGAGUACUGGAGAAGGGAAAGAAUGAGGUCAAAACUAACUGUACACUUGUUUUUGUUUCUAGAUGUAGUGGAAACUGAAAAAUUUAAGCCCAGACUACCUAUAGAAUUUUUACAGAUAAUCAGAGCCAAAAGUAGCAAAAACAGCAAUGAGAAGAAAAAAGUUUGAAACAAGAAUUAGAUGGCUUUUUCAGGGAAUUACAGGAGAUUCUCCUCCUUCACCAAUUAAUUUGAAUAAUUCCCUUUCUUUUGACAGAGAGCAGAAUUGUCAGAAAGAUAAUAUUGGCAGAGAUGCAGUUAGAGAGUUAUUUUUCCCCUUGCUUUUAAGUAAUUUAUUUCUAACUAAUAAAAACUUAUUUGGGAAUUGAAUAAUAGAAAUUAUAAAUGCAGGUUUAAUUAAACCCUGAAAUUAAAUUUUGUAGAUUAUGUUUAAUUUUAAUCUGGGAGAACUGUCUGGUUUUUCCCUCAUCACCCUGAGUUUUUUUUUUUUUUUUAAAUAACUUUUUAUUGAUAGAACGCAUGCCAGGGUAAUUUUUUACAGCAUUAUCCCUUGCAUUCACUUCUGUUCCGAUUUUUCCCCUCCCUCCCUCCACCCCUUCCCCCAGAUGGCAAGAGUCCUUUACAUGUUGAAUGGGUUGCAGUAUAUCCUAGAUACAAUAUAUGUGUGCAGAUCCGAACAGUUUUCUUGUUGCACAGGGAGAAUUGAAUUCAGAAGGUAUAAAUAACCCGGGAAGAAGAACAAAAAUGCAAGCGGUUUAUAUUCAUUCCCCAUCACCCUGAGUUUUAAGUAUUAACUCAUAGAAAAGAGAAAAGUCUGUGUGAAUUGGAAAUCAACCAAAAGAUAGAGAAUUUGAUUAGAAAAUCUAGUUAGAUACUUGAUUAUUGAAGUGGAAAUCAAUUUAGAAAUAAUUUUUGAAUUGAUAUGAGUUUUGAACUUAGAAAUUUUGCUAUAAUUGUGAGACUCUUACCCACUUUUAUAAUAGAUUAUUGAGUUUUUGAGUUCCAGUUUACUUCUUGCUCCAAAAAGAAAAAGUUAUUUAAGAAAACAAUUUGAAGUUUACAUGGAAUUUAUUAGGAUAAUUGCUGUUUGAAUAGAUGAAAUUUUUGUAAACCAUUAACAGUUUUUAUUAUUGCUAAAAACAUCUUAAAUAUUUUUGCUGCUUCCAUUUCUUAGAGAAUAACAGAUUUGUAACUAAUUAGAUUCUAAGUAAAAGUCUUUAAUAAAAUCAUUGGUUUUGUAAGAAUUCAGUAAAGAUUACAGAAUAAUGUUCAGUCAUUUUUCAGUUGUGUCUGAAUUUUCCUGACCUCAUUUGGGGUUUUCUUGACAAAGCUGCUGGUAUGAUUUGCCAUUUCUCUUUCCAGCUCAUUUUACAGAUGAAGAAACUGAGGCAAACAGGAUUAAGUGACUUCCCCAGGGUCAUAGAGCUAGUAAGUUUCUGAGGCCAGAUUUGAACUCAGAAGGUUGAGUUUUUCUGACUCUGAGCCUAAUACUCUAGCCACUGUUCCUAGUCUGAAAUGCUGUUUGAAUAAAUAAGAAAGGCAUGGGAUUUCAUACUACAGGAGAAAUGUAUACACAAGAAAAGGUUGAAAGAUUUGAAGGAUGUUAUGACUUAAAAUGGGAAAAUCCCCAUUUGGGAAAUAACUGAAUUUAUUCCCCUCUCAUUUUAAGUGAAAUAUGUCUCCUCUAAUAAGAUGCUUUUUGCUAAGUCAGAAUUUAUUGUACCAUUUAGUAUUAAGACAAAGUAUUUUUAAAAAUACAUGGACCUAGAAAUGUGUUAAUUGUGUGAUCCUAAAACAAGUUACCUCAGUUUACAAAUCUGUAAUAUGAUUUAAGAAAAUAGCUCAUAUUGAUUUGAUAGUUCUUUGCAUUAGGACUAUUAGUAAAAUGGAAAAUUCUUUUUAGAUGAGUAUUCUUUUUUGGUUUUAUACACACACACACACACACACACACACACAUUAAUUGCUAUAUACUUUGGAUAGUAGUUUCAAUUGUUAUAAAUUCAAUUGCU